UACGCACAGCGACAGAGAGCCGUACAGUGUUCAGGUGAAACGUGCGGAUAUCAUUGCCGUUAUUCGUGGUUCUUCAGAACUUGCGUAAAGCGGAAACCCUCGGACACUAUGGAUGUUUGCAAAGGUCGUAUGCUGGGCAUUACGGUGGCUGUAGCCCACGGUUUUUUCUCGGGAUCUUUAAACAUUUUGUUAAAAUUUCUCAUCACCACUUACCACUUCAAUUACCUCACCCUGAUCCAGUUCCUGACGAGUAGCACUGCGGCGCUUACUCUGGAGACGCUGAGGAGAUUGGGAAAAGUAGAUAUACCUCCGUUCAGUCUACAGUUAGUGAAAGUUUUCUCCAGCGUGUGCAUUAUGGCCACUCUACAGUCAACCCUGACGCUGUGGUCUCUCAAAGGACUUAGUUUACCGAUGUAUGUGGUUUUCAAACGAUGUCUCCCCUUGGCAACGCUGGGGAUUGGGGUUUGCAUUUUAAAGAACGGAAUUCCCUCGGUCGGUGUGAUCGGUGCGGUGUUGAUUACCACGACAGGAGCAGCCUUGGCAGGUGCGGGUGAUCUCACGGGAGACCCGUUUGGCUACGUGACGGGCGUGCUGGCGGUGAUCAUCCACGCCUCCUACCUGGUCCUCAUCCAGAAGGCCAGCAGCGACACCGAGCACGGGCCGCUCACGGCCCAGUACACCAUCGCCAUCGUGGCCUCGCCCGUGCUGCUGGUGUGCGCCUUCGUCAGCAUGGACGCCAUCGACAUGUGGAGCUACGAGGGCUGGGCGAACCCCUACAUCACGGGCAUCUUCGUCACCUGCAUCGUCAUCGGCUGCGCCAUGAACUUCACCACGCUGCACUGCACCUACAUCAACUCGGCGGUGACCACCAGCUUCGUGGGCGUGGUGAAGAGCAUCGCCACCAUCACGGUGGGCAUGGUGGCCUUCACCGACGUGGAGCCCACCAGCCUCUUCAUCGCCGGCGUGGUGGUCAACACCGUGGGCUCCAUCACCUACUGCAUCGUCAAGUACUUCGAGACCCGGAGGAAGCUCAAGUACCAGGACAUGGACGAGGCCUCCGCCGAGGAGGGGCUGCCCGGGCAGCCGUACACCGAGCCGGCCAAACCCGAGGGGGGCGACGCCGGGGGGGAGGCGGAGGCGGAGGGGGAGGGACUGGCCAACGGGACCCUGGCCACGGGGUUGCCAGACGGGAGUGACCAGACCCCGUUCCCGGCGCUGGAGCACACUGAGCAGGAGUCGGUGGAGAUGCAGAAGCAGGCCUACUUCCAGGAGGGCGAGCCGCUCGCCCAGCCCCAGUCUCUGAGUGACAGUUACCUGGGGGUGUGGAGGUCCGUUCGCACACUCAAGUUCUUCAAGAAGGACACGCUGAUUGACAAUAUGGAGGUGCAGAGCCCUUAACACUGAAUGUGUUUUUUUAUUUGUGGUGAAAGCGUGCAUGUUGUGUCCGUUUGUGUCACUGAAUGAGCCUGAAUAUGAACAUUGGAAGAUGUUUUUUCUGCCUUUUUUUUGUUUUUAUGUUCUUCUCUUAAAAAGUAUUUUUAAGAAAUCUAUCUGAUGAGUUUGUACACAUAGGAGGGGUUAUAUCAAGUAUUUCUAAAUGCAUAGGGUUAAUGCAUUGAAAUGUUUUAUACUGAGUUUUCAGUAGUGGCAGUGUUGUCUGUGCAGGGAAUGGCAAACCAACCAUGUGUCAGAUGAAGACUAAGGGACAGCUCUUGUUCCCCAGUUAUUUUAAAACGCCUCCUUUUGAAGACAUCUUGUAUUUACUGUAAAUAUAAGAAGGUCGAUUGGUUGUGUUACAUGUUAAUAACUGAGAACUAAAAAAAAAGAAAACGAUUAUCAUGUUUCACUAUGAUUUGUUUACUUAUUUUGUCUUGCACGUGACGUGAAUGCCUGUUCAGAUUUGUGCAAUCUCAAAAUGAGACACUCGACAAGAUCAAGGAGCAACAGCAUUUUCACAUUUGCAUGUCUGAUGCAAAGUAAAUUCAAAUGAGUUUCACAUGAAAAAUGCCUGUUUCCUAAUGCUGGGUUUAGUUAGAAUGGAACAUCCAUAACCAUAAGUGACCUGGUAAUUGCUUUUUGCCAUGUUGUCUUACCACUGAGAAAUGCUUCUGAAUUACCAGUGGAUGGUUGCUGAUAAGGUUCACAUAACCGAAGAGUAACAUACGCUGACAUGAGCAAUCUGCCCAGGAGCGAAAAAAGAUAUUGGGUAAUUCUGUUAGCUGAAAGCAUUUGUUUGGCUGGGCACCCAUAUUACCUCAAUUCAAUAUAUAGCCUCAAUAUACAUAUGAAGUACACAAGAGAAUCUCUUUCCCAUAUCUUAUGGAUCCUAUAGGUCUCUGUAAGAUGUCUACUGCUUGAAGUAUGUCAAAAUCUUGUUAUGGCAAAAGUACAGUGACUGCAUAUGCUUUAUGUAAA
Sardina pilchardus (European sardine) is the source of this 2415-nucleotide messenger RNA. It is a transcript of the gene slc35d3, whose product is annotated as solute carrier family 35 member D3. Gene Ontology annotation, cellular component: Golgi apparatus. The record is from RefSeq and is a predicted model, not a curated record. NCBI's taxonomy places the organism in Eukaryota, Metazoa, Chordata, Actinopteri, Clupeiformes, Clupeidae. The transcript has 2 exons. Bases 109 to 1398 code for a protein of 429 amino acids. Gene Ontology annotation, molecular function: antiporter activity.